This is a messenger RNA of Chara braunii, 2710 nucleotides long. The record is from the annotation of a GenBank genome assembly. NCBI's taxonomy places the organism in Eukaryota, Viridiplantae, Streptophyta, Charophyceae, Charales, Characeae.
GCACUGGGGAGAGGGGUGCUUGAUAGAUAUUUUGUUCAUCCUCGGACGUCAGAGGGAAGAGGAGGCUAUAAAAUAGAAAGUACUUGAUUUUUGAAGCGUCCUGCUGUUUCGGAAGGCUUUGGAAUGGCGCGAUUGAUACCCGUUCUGGAAGCUGCUUUCAUUUUCGUUUCGCGUUUGACAGGCAGGGUUAUUUUUUGGGAGUGGGGUGAGAAGCAGGCGAUACAAGGAGAGGAAGGGGCGGAGGGUGUGUGGUGUGUGUGUACGUGGGUGGUGGAGACGCCGUCGGUCGACGUGCGGCUUAUUCAUUCUUUAACUCAAUUCUUUUUGGGCAGCAGAUCAGUGGGUAGAGCGCUUGUUCUUGGUGUGAAUGAAGAUUUAUAACGACGUGACAAUGUUGUCCGAUGUCCUAGGAAGGAUCGGGCAACACCUACUCAUUUGUGUGUGUGCGUGUGUGUGACGAUCGUGUGCGAUCGCGCGGCUUUUCUUGGGAUUGUCGGAUACGGUUCGGCGGCGACGUAGGCGAAGUCGGUCGGCGGCAGUAACGAGGCCGGGAGGGGACCACCUCCCUCUCUGUGGUUUGGGGCUGUCUUUUUCGUACGGCGCGCAGUUGUAUAGCAUGUUUUCACAUGGCAGGACUCCGAAGCAACGAAGUUGGGUCGGUCCUCGAUGUCUGGGUAUAUGCCGCGUGUUCUCGUCGGCCGGCGCUCUUUCGCUGUGUGCGAGAUUGGUGACAGCCUUGCGGUGGCGGCGGAGUCGAGAUGAGCACUGCAGAUUGUUUUGCUCUAUGGUGGCAAGAGAGCCUUUCAGUUGUCUGAAGGGCGUUAGUAGUUGUGACGACUAUGGAAAAGACCGCAGCCUCGAGCGUAUGAUGCUUCUUGUGGUGUAGUUUAUGUUCUUACGAGUAGAAGUUCGUGUAUGUAUGUGGUCGGGAGGCCAGGUAGAUCCAUCGUACCCGCCGGACUUGUUGCUCGCACCUUUGUGAUUUCUCAGGUGAUAAUCAGUGUGUUUUUGUAUGUGUGCUUGUUGCAAGAUUAUGGUGGUAAGCGAACUAGUGUAUGUAGCGCGAGCGUGAAUGCUUGGCAGCGUGUGCGCCGCCGUUGAUGCGCGACAUCGGAGAGCUUUUUGGGUGGCUCAUUUUUUUGACGCGGAAGGCGGGCGCGGUCUGUCUCUCUGUUGGGAAGGAAUUGGCUUACGCCGUGUCCGCCGAAGUGUAGGGGAGGCGGCGUGCAUUCUCGCGCCGUCGAUGGGUGGGUUGGUCAAGUGCGAGAGGUUUUCAUUAUGCAGGCAAGCAGGCUUUUAGAGUGAAGGCGUGUGUUUUGGAGUUGGCUUAUGACGAACAGUAAGCACAUUUGUCCAUUAUAUAGUGCAUGAUUCCAAAUUGGGGGAAUUAGGGUGUGUGUGCCGAUGCCUGAGGGUAUAACGACGAUGGGAGGAGUGAGAGAGAGUGCGGAGGGUGGGUGGUUGGUUAUCUAUCUCUGACCGCCCUCUCUUCGAGGUGCUAGGUCUCGCGGUAUUCGACCAGCCGUCCUUCCCCCCCGAUGUAAUCAAGAGAGACCGAACCGGAGGUGGACAGCCCCUGUCCCGCAGACCCACAGCAUCGGAGCGUCGAAGAUCGCCUCUUGGAUCGCGGUCCGCGGAAGCCUUGAAGCCUUGGUUGGGAGAAUGUCUGAAGAGAGUCGGAAAUGGAGAGGCAUACGGGGUGGAGUCGAGGGGUGGGUGAGCGCGAUCGGGAUCCCUUGUCUUCUGAGCCGCCAUCAACGGUAGCGACAGGCGGUAUGCGUCGUGGUCGAUUUACGACGGCAGGGUAAGCUGACGCUGUGCGGCAGGGUGAGCGGACGGUGUGCGGCGCUGCGCGAGCUAGGAAGACGGAGAGGAAGGCGGAGAGGAGGGGAAGUGGGAGCAGGGGGGGGUGAGGUGUGUUUGGGCGGGAAGCCCUCUCUUGAGAGGGAGGGGAGUCUCCAUCUGCAUGACGCUAGAUGGUGGGUGAACUAUGAGGGAGACGCGCGUCGUGCCUGCGUAAGUUAAGAGCGCGCAUAUCGGUGAAGAAAUGGGGCGGAUGGUGGUAGAUUUCGUUUCUGUGGGGGCAACGUUCUGUGGAGAUAAACGGGGCGGCAGACCUCGAGAAAAGCGGGGGCGGGAGGGGGCGGAAAAGGGGAAGGGGAAGGGGAAGGGGAGUGUGCGGGGCCCGACGAAAGCGGCGCCGACCUUUGUGUGUACAACAUUCAACAACUGCCAUUAUUUCUUGAUUGUAAUUUUUCCCUAUCUAAAUGUAUAUACAGCUUUCGAUGAAUUUGUCGAAUUCUUGUCCUCACCAGUGUGAGGUGGUGGUGGAGCAAAUAUGUCGUUUGUGUUGAGGGAGGGAGGGAGAGUGACGGCGUGUGUGGAUUAACGACCGUGCAGGCGUAGGUAGCUUAUUGAAUCGAAUGUGUCCCAGAUUCAGCGGGAAGCAAUUAGUGGGGGUUUUGGGGGGUGACCGAUAAUGAUGAUGUUUAGUUUCUUUGCUCGUUCAUCGUACGGGCUUUUUCAGAUACGGCAUUGGGGAAUUCAAGAGUUUUUAGUGAAAGAGAUAGACACAGGGAGAGACAGAGACAGAGAGAGAGACGGAGAUGGUGGUGAUGAAAAUCUUUCUUUGAUGUUUGGUAAAUAUGUAAGUCAUUGAUUGACCAAAAUUGUGAUCUUGUUUUCAGUGUAAUGAAUCUCCCCCCCGACG